CUCAGUGUUUAGGUAGCAUGUCUGGACGUGGUAAAGGCGGAAAGGGCCUUGGAAAGGGGGGCGCUAAGCGUCACCGCAAGGUUUUGCGCGACAAUAUCCAGGGCAUCACAAAGCCGGCCAUUCGCCGCCUGGCCCGCCGUGGAGGAGUCAAGCGCAUCUCUGGCCUUAUCUACGAGGAGACUCGCGGGGUGCUGAAGGUGUUUCUGGAGAACGUGAUCCGGGACGCGGUCACCUACACCGAGCACGCCAAGCGCAAGACUGUCACCGCAAUGGACGUGGUGUACGCGCUCAAGCGUCAGGGCCGCACUCUUUACGGAUUUGGUGGUUAAGUUUGCGCUUUGUGAGGCUCUUGUAGUAAAGCUAAAGGCCCUUUUCAGGGCCACCUACUUUGUCUAUGAAAGAGCUUGCAUUUGGGUGUUCUGUAGGUUAGCCUGAUACAGUACAGAUGGUAAAUUACACAUAAAUAAUACUUUUGGCCUUUGGUGUUUGUAUUACUACUUUAAUUCCUACUGUAUUUUCUAGUUAUUGUUCACCUGGGACCAAUAGGUGUCUAGUGACUGAAUAAUGGUCCUCCAGCUGGUAAGUGAAGGUUCAUGGGUUCUUUAAGUAGAAAAAAUUGGGGGCUCUUUCAAACACCGUUAGAUGGUAGCUGUUAUGUUAUUUCUGUAAUAAAUUACACUGAUGAAAAUAACAGUAAAGGAAUUUUAGGGUAGGUAAUGGUAGAAAAAGAAGGGUUAAUUUCACAAUGCAGAUUGCUCUACUUAAAGUAUAUCUCUGUCAUAAUGCUAUUUUUCUCUGGUACAUUGGAGUUUGAUUCUGUGCGUUUAGGACAAAAAUGAAAGGUGCCUUUUUGCACCUGUUUUUCAAGUCCUUUUA
Odocoileus virginianus texanus is the source of this 876-nucleotide messenger RNA. Its product is annotated as histone H4. Gene Ontology annotation, cellular component: nucleosome. The record is from RefSeq and is a predicted model, not a curated record. Gene Ontology annotation, biological process: nucleosome assembly. NCBI's taxonomy places the organism in Eukaryota, Metazoa, Chordata, Mammalia, Artiodactyla, Cervidae. Gene Ontology annotation, molecular function: structural constituent of chromatin; DNA binding; protein heterodimerization activity.